UAUUAUAAGUUAAUAAAUAAAAUUAACCUAUUAGAGGAAUAUGGCAUACCAUGUUUGCACCACACAAUUCAAAUCUAGAUAAAAUAAAGCAAGACUUGGUUGACUUGCACAAGUCUAUGGCUGAUUGAAACGUGCAAGACUUGUUGAAAUUAAAAUUGAUAUGACCAAUGGCGGAGUCACAUAUUCAUCUAAAAAAUACAUUGUGUAGGUAUGUAAAAAUAUUUUUUAUGUAUAUAUUACAUAACGAUACUCUUUGAUUUUUUUAUGAGUUUACUUCUUUAUAUUUUGAAUUUUUUUGAUAAAAAUUUUAAUUCUGCCACUAAAUAUAACAGAAUGAAUGAGGAAAAGUAUUUUUUUUCAAAAUCAUGAAGACCAAAAGGGAGACUUCAUUGCUAUUUGAAGUCUCAAAAUCACAUGUUAUGGAGCCUACCUACAAAUUUAUGCAAUAAUGGAGAAAGUCUUCACAUUUUUUCUCUUAACACUCUUGUUGCUUCUGGCUAGUUCAGCCAUGACUCAAACCAACGUUACCACUGAUCAAUUAGCUCUUUCGUCCUUAAAAUCUCAAAUCAUUUCCGACCCCUCUAACUUCUUGGAUGAAAACUGGUCUCCCGCUGUUUCUGUUUGUCAUUGGGUUGGAGUCACUUGUGGUUCUCGUCACCAACGAGUGAAAUCUUUGAAUCUUUCUAACAUGGCUCUUACUGGCAAGAUUCCUCGUGAAUUUGGAAACCUCUCAUUUCUUGUUUCUCUUGACUUGGGAAGCAACAAUUUCCAUGGAAAUUUGCCUCAAGAAAUGGCACGCUUGCGUCGGCUUAAGUUUCUUGAUUUAAGUUUCAACAGCUUCAGUGGGGAGGUUCCUUCUUGGUUUGGGAUUUUACACCAACUUCAAGUUCUAAAUCUUAGGAAUAAUAGUUUCACUAGUUCCAUCCCUUCUUCAUUUUCUAAUAUAUCCACACUUGAGACUUUGAAUCUGAAUUUCAAUUCUGUAGAGGGUUAAAUCCCAAAAGUGAUUGGAAGUCUCAUAAACCUUAGAGAACUAAAGUUAAGGGGCAACAAGCUCAUAGGUUCCAUUCCUCUGUCACUCUCGAAUGCCUAGAGGUUGGAGACUUUAGAUAUAACUCUUAAUUCACUUCAAGGAAACAUCCCAGAAGGGAUCGGCAAUCUUCACAAUUUACAAGAUAAUCAACUUACGGGGUCUAUACCAUUCACAAUUUUCAAUAUUUCUAGGAUUAAAAUCAUUGCAUUUACCUACAAUAGCUUAUCCGGAAAUCUCCCCAAUAGUUUAUGCAAUGGUCUCCAAAUACUCCAAGAGCUUUAUCUAUCCGCAAACAAGCUUCAUGGUCAUAUGCCUACAAGCUUAUCAAAUUGUUCCCAACUUCAACUAUUGUCUUCAUCAGAAAAUGAGUUUGAUGGACCAAUACAUAGUAAAUUGGAAGAUUGAGUAACUUGCAGAUAUUAGAACUCUCAUAUAACCAUUUCACAGGUGAAAUACCCAAAGAGAGAAGCAAUCUAGUUGAGUUGAAGAAACUUGUUCUUGGGAUUAAUAGUUUUAGUGGUUCACUUGAUAUGGAGAUCUUCAACAUAUCAGGGCUGAGAAUAAUUGAUCUUUCAGUCAACAAUCUAUCAGGAAGCCUCCCACCAAACAUGUGUUCUAUCUUACCCCACAUUGAAGUGCUUUAUCUGCACAACUUAACCAAUCUUGUUGGGACUAUUCCUCAUUCCAUCUCCAAUUGUUCAAAACUUAAUAAUCUAGAACUUUCAGAAAACAAACUCACUAGCUUGAUUCCCAACUCACUUGGAUAUUUGACUCAUCUACAGUUACUAAAUUUACCGGGAAACAAUUUCACCAGCGAUUCAGCAUUAAGCUUCCUGACUUCCUUAGCCAAUUGUAGAAAUUUAACAGUUCUUGAUAUAUCUUUUAACCCUCUAAAUGGCAUGUUAACAGCCUCCAUAGGGAACCUUUCUACAUCUCUUAGAAAAUUUAUCGCCAUCAGUUGUAAAAUCCAAGGGCGAAUUCAAAAUGAAGUUGGGAACUUAAGCAGCUUAUUAUUCCUUGAUCUUUCUGGAAACAAUUUGGCAACUUGAGAAACCUUCAGCGCUUCGACUUGAGUAACAACGAAUUAACAGGAUUUGUUGGAGAUCAUAUAUGUAAACUGCAGCGUUUUGGGGAAAUUUACUUGGGUCAAAAUCAACUUUCAGGAUCUCUUCCUAAUUGUUUAGGGAAUAUUACUUCCCUUAGGGAGAUACAUCUGGGUUCCAACAAAUUGAGUUCCAAUAUACUACCAAGCUUAGGGAACCUUCAAGAUCUAGUGGUUCUUGACUUAUCAUCAAACAACAUGGUAGGUUCUUUACCUCCAGAAAUUGGAAAUCUAAAGGCUGCGACACUGAUAGAUCUGUCAAUGAAUCAAUUUUAAAAAAGAAUUCCAAGAGAAAUUGGAGGAUUGCAGAGUUUGGCAAACCUUACUUUGAGACACAACAGGUUGCAAGGAGCUAUACCGGACUCAAUGAGCAACAUGGUAGGUUUGGAAUUCCUAGACCUUUCAUAUAACAAUAUAUCUGGAAUCAUUCCUAAGUCUUUGGAGAAACUUCAAAACUUGAAGUAUUUCAAUGUUUCUGUCAACAAAUUCUAUGGUGAAAUACCCUCGGGAGGUCCUUUCCAGAACCUCUCGAGUCAGUUUUUCAUCCACAAUGAAGCAUUGUGUGGUUCUUCAAGAUUUAGUGUCCCGCCAUGCCCCACUUCUUCAAAGCAUAGAUCUAGUAGGAAAAAAUUACUAGUUCUUUUUCUUUUGCUGGGAAUUGCACUAGUAGUUGUUCCUAGAACCUUUAUUUUUUUCUGGAUAAGGUAUAGAAAAGGUAAAAGAGCUCCUCAACAAGCUGAUUCAUUGUCUUCCAUAACAAGAGAAAGAAUUUCAUACUAUGAAUUGAUCCAAGCAACUGAUGCGCUUAGUGAGAGUAAUCUGAUUGGUUCUGGAAUUUUUGGCUCUGUUUACAAAGGUAUUCUCAGAAGUGGAACUGCCAUUGCAGUUAAAGUGUUCAACCUGCAACUGGAUGCGGCAUUCAAGAGUUUUGAUACUGAAUGUGAAGUUUUGUGCAGCCUUCGCCAUAGGAAUCUCGUUAAAGUCAAUACUAGUUGUUCCAAUCUUGAUUUCAAAGCUUUAGUGCUUGAGUAUAUGCCUAAUGGAAGUCUUGAGAAGUAUCUGUAUUCGUACAACUACUUCCUUGACACCAAGCAGAGACAAAGCAUAAUGAUAGAUGUGGCAUGUGCUUUGGAAUAUCUUCACCAUGGGUGCUCGUUGCCUGUGAUUCACUGUGAUGUGAAGCCUAGUAACGUCUUGCUGGAUGAAGAUAUGGCUGCCCGCCUCAGCGACUUUGGCAUCUCAAAACUGCUUGGUGAAGAUCAGGGUGAUUUGUACACUAAAAUCUUAGAAACAUUGGGGUAUAUUGCGCCAGGAACGUCUCUUAGUUUUGCUGAUUAUCCCUUUCUUUUUUUCCCACCUAGAAAGCAUAUUGCAUAUUUAAAUGUAUUGUUUGACUGUAGAGUAUGGACUGGAUGGACUAGUGUCAACAAAGUGUGAUGUCUACAGUUAUGGGGUCAUGUUGCUGGAAACGCUUACUAGGAGAAAGCCUAAUGAGUUUGAGGGCGAUCUUAGCUUGAAGAAAUGGGUGAGUAAUUCACUCCCAGAGGCUGUAAUGGACGUCAUAGAUAUCAACUUGGUAACACCGACGGGUAAUCACUUGCAGAAGGAGCUAGAUGUUGUGGCUUCAAUCAUGAAUCUUGCAUUAGAUUGUUGUGCUGAAUCUCCGGCAAGAAGGACAAACAUGAAAGAUGUUGUCGGGAUGCUACAGAAAAUCAAGAUUCAACUUCUUGCAUGCUGAGCUUGUUCUCGGAAUCUCUUGUUUCAAAUCACUCUGUUUGUUGCAAAUGUUUGCUAAAUUGAUUGAUUCAUGUGAAGAUUGCUUCUAUUUUUUUUUUAAGCACUUGCCUUUUGCA
Molecule: messenger RNA, 3988 nt
Organism: Capsicum annuum
Lineage: Eukaryota; Viridiplantae; Streptophyta; Magnoliopsida; Solanales; Solanaceae
Product: probable LRR receptor-like serine/threonine-protein kinase At3g47570
Exons: 2
Coding region: 2502-3572 (356 amino acids)
Biological process (GO): protein phosphorylation
Molecular function (GO): ATP binding; protein binding; protein kinase activity
Source: RefSeq, a predicted model, not a curated record